Molecule: messenger RNA, 405 nt
Organism: Diceros bicornis minor
Lineage: Eukaryota; Metazoa; Chordata; Mammalia; Perissodactyla; Rhinocerotidae
Gene: LYLDT1
Product: chromosome 17 C12orf54 homolog
Exons: 6
Coding region: 1-405 (134 amino acids)
Source: RefSeq, a predicted model, not a curated record
AUGAGGGCUGGAAUCUCCUAUUCUGCCAUAUUGCUGACAUCAUUCACCCAGUGCCUCAUCAGAUUCAUAUCAUCUUUUCUUUCUAGAAAAUCCAUUGAAGAUACAAUGAGACCAACGGAAGUACAGUUAACAAUCACUGAAGCCCUGUGGGACCAGGUGCUAACAGCUUUUAGGGAUAUACAAAAGGAGCUGCAAGACGAUGCUCGGAUUCGAGGAAUGAGCAACUGCUCCAAAACACCCAUAUCAUCUGCAUCCAGGACUGGAAGCAUGAGUCUUCGGGAUUCUGGGAUGACCCUAAAGUUGGGAAGAUUGCUGCCAAGCACUGGAGAGCAGUCAUCAGGGGCCCUAGUCCCCAACCUGAGAAACCAGCUCUCUGAUCAAUCAACUUGCUACCCUGGACCCUAA